CCACUCCUGGUCCGUCACAGGCAUAUACUGUACCACAUAGUAUAUCCUCGGCGCCGCAAGGAAGCCAGCAGCCAAGAUGACUUAGUACCUCCAAUUAUUAACGAGGGGGGUAUUCUACUUUCGUAUUGACUGGCUAUUCAGCUGGCCAAGUCCUUACGUUGCAUAUCAGGACGAGGGUGUCGGUGCUAGCCGAUGAACAAAUGAAGGAACUUCAGAUACCGGCUGGUCGUCCGACGGAUGGUAAUUUCCCCGAAGUUGCAGACAUCGAAGGCUGGAACUGGGGUAUAUAAAGGGUGUCGUUUCCAGUGUAGGAAGGCUAUCUCCCAGAACUUAUCAUCAUCAUCAUCAUCAUCCUCAUCCUCAUCAUUAUCUGUUUUCAAAAUCAAUCACAAUGAAGGUCGGAGAUUCCUCCUCGUCUAACCUGGCUAUCACCAUCACCGUCGAGAAAGAUGGCUUCUAUGAAGUUAACGGUGCCAGGCAGGAGCCCACUGUUUCCCUGUAUAUGACAGCCGGAGCAUCUAAGCUGCGCCGUAUGUUGAGGGAAACAGACGACUUGAUCGUCUGCCCUGGUGUGUACGAUGGUAUCUCUGCUCGAAUUGCCAUGGGGCUCGGCUUCAAGGCAAUGUAUAUGACUGGUGCUGGAACUACCGCCUCAAGGCUCGGUAUGGCAGAUCUUGGAUUGGCCCAAUUGUAUGAUAUGCGGACCAAUGCCGAGAUGAUUGCCAACCUGGACCCGUUUGGACCCCCAUUGAUCGCUGACAUGGAUACUGGUUAUGGUGGUCCUUUGAUGGUGUCGAAGUCCGUUCAACAGUAUAUCCAGGCCGGAGUUGCUGGUUUCCACAUUGAAGACCAGAUUCAGAACAAACGUUGUGGUCAUCUAGCUGGAAAGAAGGUCGUCGACCUGGAGGAAUACCUCACCCGCAUCCGCGCUGCCAAGUUGACCAAGGACAGAUUGCGCUCGGAUAUCGUUCUGAUUGCCCGCACCGACGCCUUACAGCAGCAUGGGUAUGAUGAAUGUAUCCGACGCCUGAAGGCAGCCCGUGACCUCGGUGCAGAUGUUGGACUGCUGGAAGGCUUCACCUCCAAAGAGAUGGCAAGACAAGCCGUGCAGGAUCUGGCACCAUGGCCCCUGCUCUUGAACAUGGUAGAGAAUGGUGCUGGCCCCAUCAUAACCACCAAGGAAGCACAGGAGAUGGGCUUCCGCAUUAUGAUCUUUUCCUUCGCUUGCUUCGCACCAGCGUAUCUGGGCAUUAAGGCUGCACUGGAAAGACUAAAGAAUGAAGGUGUUGUUGGAAUUCCGGAUGGCUUGGGGCCGAAGAAGCUAUUCGAGGUAUGUGGAUUGAUGGACUCAAUGAAGAUUGAUACGGAGGCCGGGGGUAGCGGGUUUACCAACGGUGUUUGAAUUUCUUUUGUGUUCUUGUUAAUUUCGUUAUGCGACUUUGA
This is a messenger RNA of Aspergillus caelatus, 1443 nucleotides long. Its product is annotated as isocitrate lyase/PEP mutase family protein. NCBI's taxonomy places the organism in Eukaryota, Fungi, Ascomycota, Eurotiomycetes, Eurotiales, Aspergillaceae. Gene Ontology annotation, molecular function: catalytic activity. The record is from RefSeq and is a predicted model, not a curated record. The coding region runs from base 392 to 1402 and encodes 336 amino acids. The transcript is spliced from 3 exons.